Messenger RNA from Drosophila subpulchrella, 572 nucleotides. RefSeq lists its product as uncharacterized. Lineage: Eukaryota; Metazoa; Arthropoda; Insecta; Diptera; Drosophilidae. The transcript is spliced from 2 exons. Bases 93 to 539 code for a protein of 148 amino acids. The record is from RefSeq and is a predicted model, not a curated record.
GCCAGAUUCAAACCGAAAAAAUCACACUCACUUUUAUUUUUUGGCCGAGUAACAUAUACUGAAGCAAAUAAGAAAACAAGUAAUAAAACACAAUGAGCGACGAACAAAUUCCGAAUUUUCAGCCUUUGGUGUCCGAGGAAAAUGAUGAAAACUCUGGUAAUAUGACUGUAGAUCGACCAAUGUCACCACCACCGGAAGAAAUUGUGGAGGCUAUAGAAGUGGUUGAAGACUCGCCUUCAUUACCCGAACCAGAAGCUCCAAUCUCCGCGCCUCGAAGGAGCGCCAGAAUCGCUAAUCGUAAUACAACUCGUAAGGAGCUUCAAGACAGCUCAAGCUCAAGCGAACCGAAGAAAAAUUCCAGAAAACCCGAAACAGGAAAGGUGCAGAUACCGAGAUGGGCUCGAUCUGGUAAAUCAAUUAAUUGUGAUUACCUGUUGCAAAUGCGGAAGUUCUCUAAACAGUUUCCCGGUUCGCACAAAAUACUAUACUUGCGUCGAGGUCGAUGGCUCUCAAAAAAGAAUAGUUCCCGAAAAGCUUAACCCUUAUAAAUGUUACAAGAACUAAAUUUACCA